CACAACGCCAUUCGAAUUUGAUGCAAUCUUGAUCAAAUUUGUCCUCAUAUUCUUGUGAUUACUCACUCAUUUAGACGUGGCCAGUGAAUAAUGGACGACCAAGACGUUAUAGCAACCCUAAAGAUCCUUAUUAUAGGAGAAUCAAGUGUAGGAAAGUCGAGUCUACUGUUGAGAUUUACCGAUGAUACCUUCGAUCCAGAACAGUCUGCUACAAUAGGCGUUGAUUUCAAAGUAAAGACAAUAACGGUGGAUGGCAACAAGACUAAGUUAGCAAUUUGGGAUACAGCUGGACAAGAGCGGUUUAGAACUUUGACCCCAAGUUAUUAUAGAGGAGCACAGGGUGUUAUUUUGGUUUAUGAUGUCACCAAUAAAAAAUCCUUCCAAAAACUCGAAGCCUGGCUGAGUGAAUUAGAAACGUUUUCUACGAAACAUGAUAUUGUCAAAAUGUUAGUUGGGAACAAAAUUGAUGUGGAUAUGAGAGAAGUAUCACGUGAUGAAGGGUUAAAGUUUGCGAGAAAGCACCACAUGUUAUUUAUAGAAUCAAGUGCAAAAACUAAAGAGGGUGUACAGUGUGCGUUUGAAGAAUUAGUAGAAAAAAUUAUUCAGACACCUGGUUUAUGGGAAACGGACCAACGGGGCAUGAAUCUGAAGGGUCAAGGUCAAGGGCAAGGAGGAUGUUCAUAUUGUGUUGUCUGAACUUGGUGCUAAUCAUAAUGAAUAAUUCAUAGGACUAAAUUGACAGCAUCGGUUAUCGGUGCUCAAAAUGAUGUAAUUUAUUCCAAUUUUUUUAUUGAAGGUCCGUAGGUAUUUUGAAUUUGUAAUGACAGAGUGGCGUAGUGGAUCAGAUCGAUGUUUCAAAUCAGGACUCGGUUUUCAAAUCAAAUUUGCUGGAACAGAGUCGUAAAUCUUUUGCUAGCCUUGGCAUAGGCACCUGGUUGAGGAAGUCCCAUUUCAAGGAUGGCAAUUUUAAGUGGGUUUGGUGUCUUCUUUGACAGAGGUGGAGUCUGUUGCAAGCUACUCAUGUUUCUCACAUGGUGGGAUAUUUUGCUUGCCAUGAAAACACAUGUGGAUCUGCCUCUGUCUUUCUUGGGUAGGCCUACUUUCUUCGGAUGUCUACUGGCUUUACUUCACACUGUUGUAUCUGAAAAUAUAUUCUGUGUCUAUUGAAUUCGAAAUAUUUAGGCUUUGAUUGAGAAUGUUAUCAGGAAUGAAUUAAACUUGUUUGAUGUAA
Messenger RNA from Lineus longissimus, 1231 nucleotides. RefSeq names its product ras-related protein Rab-18A-like. Gene Ontology annotation, biological process: vesicle-mediated transport. The record is from RefSeq and is a predicted model, not a curated record. The transcript has 7 exons. Gene Ontology annotation, molecular function: GTP binding; GTPase activity. NCBI's taxonomy places the organism in Eukaryota, Metazoa, Nemertea, Pilidiophora, Heteronemertea, Lineidae. Bases 91 to 696 code for a protein of 201 amino acids.